GCGGAAGUCUUCUUCUGACGACAUUUGUUUUUGAAAAAAGGCUAGUGGAAGGAAAAUGGAGCACAAGACUGAGACUAGUCACAAGCUGGUGUUUGAGAAGGAGGGGGUGUACCUCCACACCAAUGCUAAGAGGAGCAACCAGGACACCACAAUCCCAGGAUUCAUCCGUAUAGUGGAACGGGGUGGGGACCCAGCUUUGGAGUGGAGCGCACUAGAGGACGAGGGUCGAAAUGCUCCUGCUGUAUUCUACACUAAAAAGGAUGGAGAAGGAGGGGUGGAGGACACCAACUUUGACCCUGGCUAUGAGCCAGACUGGGCAGUCAUCAGCACAGUGAAGAGAGACCGAGUCAGAGAGCACCCCCCCGUCAAAGACACAAGCCAGUGGUCGUUCUCCCUGCCUCUGUCGGAGCUGUACUCUCUGCGACGGUCCCGUUUCUCCCUGGCCCGUAACUUCCUGGUUUUUACCAGCAGGGGUGGCCACCCCCUCCCUCCUCUGCACUUCCACAGGGGGGGCACCAGGGAGCUGCUGAGGGCCCUGCAGCGUUACAUCAUCCUGGCCCCAUCCCCUGUAGAUGGUCGUCUCUUCCUAGCGUAUCCCCAUGACUCUGGGGCUCUCUCUCAGUCCUUUGAUGAGCUGCAGCUCUUUGACGAUGGAAGCUCCGACCUCGUCUCUAGGUUUAUCCAGGACCCUUAUGCCACCACCUUUGGGGGAUUCUCCAAGGUCACCAACUUCUUCAGAGGGGCUCUACGACCACCAGAUUCCCCCUUCUACCCCCGUGGCCCUCAGGACCACCAUGGGCCCCCUUCAGCUGACGACGAACCAGGCUUUGAGCUAAUUUCCUGUGGGGUGGAGCUUGGCCCUAAACCAGAUGUAACCAGGGGACAGCCUCUCGACAAAUGGGAGGAGUUCCUGGACCCAGAGGGGCGUGUGAAGGACCCACAGCGAAUCAAAGAGCUGGUCUUCAGGGGGGGUAUCACGCCAUCCCUGAGGAAGGACGUGUGGAAGUUUCUGCUGGGUUUCUAUCCCUGGAAUAGUACUGUGAAAGAGAGGGAGGACAUUCUGAGGAUGAAAACAGAUGAGUAUUUCAGAAUGAAGGUUCAGUGGAAGUCAGUCAGUGAAGAGCAGGAGAUGAGGAACUCCCUCCUCAGAGGAUAUCGCAGCCUGAUAGAAAGGGAUGUGAGUAGAACAGACAGACACAACAUCUUCUUCUCUGGCAAUGACAACCCAGGCCUGACUCUUCUCAAUGACGUGCUGAUGACAUAUUGCAUGUUCAACUUUGAUCUGGGCUAUGUCCAGGGGAUGAGUGACCUCUUGGCUCCUCUCCUGUUCGUCACCCAGAACGAGGUGGAGUCCUUCUGGUGUCUGACAGGCUUUAUGGAGAUGGUGCACCAGAACUUUGAGGAGUCUCAGGAGGCCAUGAAGCAGCAGCUCCUCCAGCUCAGCCUGCUGUUGAAGGCUCUGGACCCUGAGCUCCUUGACUACCUGGACUCCCAGGACAGUGGCUCUCUGUGCUUCUGUUUCCGUUGGUUACUGAUCUGGUUUAAGAGAGAGUUCUCCUUCGAGGACAUCCUGUCCCUUUGGGAGGUUCUUUGGACUCGUCUGCCCUGUGAAAACUUCCAUCUGCUGAUGGCCGCUUCCAUUCUGGAAUCACAGAGGGGGGAGCUCAUCGGCUCUGACCACGACUUCAACACUAUUUUGAAGCACAUCAAUGAACUGACCAUGAAGCUGGAUCUGCAGACAGUUCUUCGAGGAGCUGAAGCUAACUACCUACAGUUGGCCUGCUGCAAAAAGCUGCCAGUGAAGGUGCAGGAGGUCAUUGGUCUGUACGUUCCCCCCAGCUCUGAUGACGAGACGAGCCCAGAAUCAGAGUCACACGAGACGCAGCAGCUUCUCAGCCAAUCACAGGCAGCAGCUACGGAAACGAGCCAGUCAAGUAAUGGCGCUGCAGCUGCAGCACACCCUCGCCCUACCUACCCGUAACUCUGAAGAACUGGGUGAUUGACAUGAGGAGCGAAAGCCAUGAACCGCUGUGAGGUGUUUUAUAUAGGAAGAUAUAAGCUCAGUGGCCAGUUUAUUAGGUACACCCAUCUAGUACUGGGUAGGACACCGUUUGCCUCCAGAACAGCCUGAAUUCUUCGGGGCGUGGAAAUGUUGCUCAAUUGAUAUCAAGGGGCCUAACGUAUGACAGGAAAACAUUCCCCACACCAUUAAACUACCACCACCUACCUGUUCCAUUGACACCAAGCAGGAUGGGUCCAUGGACUCAAGCUGCUUACACCAAAUCCUGACUCUGUCGUCAACAUGACGCAACAGGAAUCGUGAUUUGUUGGACCAGGCAAUGUUUUUCCACUCCUCAAUUGUCCAGCGUUGGUGAUCGCGUGCCCACUGGAGCCGCUUCUUCUUGUAUUUAGUGGAUCCCGGUGUGGUCGUCUGCUGCAAUAGCCCAUCCAUGAAAAGGACUGGCGAGUUGUGCGCUCCAAGAUGCCAUUCUGCACACCGCUGUUGUACUGCGCCAUUAUUUGGCUGUUUGUGGCCCGCCUGUUAGCUUGCACGAUUCUUUCCAUUCUCUUUCGACCU
Molecule: messenger RNA, 2578 nt
Organism: Coregonus clupeaformis (lake whitefish)
Lineage: Eukaryota; Metazoa; Chordata; Actinopteri; Salmoniformes; Salmonidae
Product: TBC1 domain family member 17-like
Exons: 17
Coding region: 56-1981 (641 amino acids)
Biological process (GO): activation of GTPase activity
Molecular function (GO): GTPase activator activity
Source: RefSeq, a predicted model, not a curated record